Knipowitschia caucasica is the source of this 819-nucleotide messenger RNA. The record is from the annotation of a GenBank genome assembly. NCBI's taxonomy places the organism in Eukaryota, Metazoa, Chordata, Actinopteri, Gobiiformes, Gobiidae.
AUGUCCGCGCACACUUGGAUUUUUAUUUUUCUCGUCGCUGUCAUCACGAGUGACACCGGAGUGUACGGCCGCGCGCUCUCUCGCAGGACUACAGUGGAAUAUGACGAGCGUGCGUCUUUACGCGCGGACGCGCUAAAGCGGUGGAGACGUGGGGUAGCGAGUGCGCACCGGGAGCGCUGCGCGGAUCUCAGUGCGCCUUGGCUGGAGAACAACCAAGUGCCGCAAGGCCAAGGGAAGCUGAUGCCGCUGCGUCUGCGGCCCUAUUCACCCGGAGUCUCGCGGGGAUCCGUUUUCCCGGGAAAACCCCUGUUCAGUUUUGUGCGCAGAGUUUAUCACUGCUGUCAACAAAAACUCCACUGCCGAAGCGUCAAAGGGAUUCAAGGGCGACUCAGAGGAGAAGGAGAUGUGGAGUUUCUCUUAUUGAAGGAGAUUUCUUCAUUGACGGUGACCAGGGCUGAGCUUCACUUGCAGCUCUCCAACCCACUGCAUGCUCCAGUUCGGCCUGUGCUUCCUUCACUGGCAAAACAAAAUCUCCCAACAAGGUACAGCUCUUCAAUGCAUGGAGACGUGAUGGAGAUAAGAGUGGACCUAGAGUUUAUUAUCAGAGGUUUGCAAGAUGUGGCAGGAGGAACUGCUUCUCCUGGACCCAGCCUGGUGAAUAUGCGCCAUAGAGAAGAACCCCGUAAAGACCAUGGCAUCAACAGUGAUCCCACUGGGUGGAAUCUAGACCUUGGACUGCUUUUGGACUGUGGUCUCUCCAGCGCGUGCAAUGAUGUCCAUGUCUUACACGCCCCGUUCAUAGCCGUCUAUUACAAAUAA